Messenger RNA from Salmo salar (Atlantic salmon), 3918 nucleotides. Lineage: Eukaryota; Metazoa; Chordata; Actinopteri; Salmoniformes; Salmonidae. The record is from RefSeq and is a predicted model, not a curated record.
UGAUACAGGCGGAAGUGAGCUUGCGAGUGGACUUUUCUUUCUUGUGAACAUCGUUCUUUCCUCGUGGAAGAAGCUAGCAGCUGAAUAGCUAACUAGCUACCAGUCAACUUAAAAUGUCGAAACAACAGUCGUUUCAUGUGUUUUUAAAUGAGCGCUUAACUUCGGCUGCUGUGGAGAUUUUCGGGGAAGUUGAGAAAACGGUAGUGAAAUACCAGGAGGAGAAUGAUCGGCUACGGAGACUGCUGGAGAUCACAUCAGAGGUUCAACUAUGUAGAACAGACUACCUGCAGCUCUCUGUCUCUGAAGAGGAGGUUCCCCCUGAGCAGCAGGAGUGGAGUCCCAGUCUGGGGCAGAAGGACGCAGAGACCACACAGAUUAAAGAGGAACAGGAGGAAGUCAGGACCAGUCAGGAGGAAGAGCAGCUUCAAGGGCUCGUUGAUACCAAAGACUCCAUAUUCACUCCUUCCUGUGUGAAAAGUGAAUGUGAUCAGAUGGACCCACAUCAAGAAGCCAUACUAGCUGAACACCCAACUCUCAGUCCACUGAAAACGUCUAAACUACAGUUGUUUCGUGUGUUGUUAAAUGAAUGUUUAACAGCAUCUGCUGCUGUGGAGAUUCUUGGUGCGGUUGAGGAAACUGUAGCAGAGUACCAGGAAGAGAAUGAUCUGCUACGGAGACUGCUGGGGAGGACACCAGAGAUAAAACUAUGUAGAAUAGACUCCCUGCAGCUCUCUGUCUCUGAAGAGGAGGUUCCCCCUGAGCAGCAGGAGUGGAGUCCCAGUCUGGGGCAGGAGGACCCAGAGCCCACACAGAUUAAAGAGGAACAGGAGGAAGUCAGGACCAGUCAGCAGGAAGAGCAGCUUCAAGGGCUCGUUGAUACCAGAGACUCCACAUUCACUCCUUCCUGUGUGAAAAGUGAAUGUGAUCAGAUGGACCCACAUCAAGAAGCCAUACUAGCUGAACACCCAACUCUCAGUCCACUGAAAACGUCUAAACUACAGUCGUUUCGUGUGUUGUUAAAUGAAUGUUUAACGGCAUCUGCUGCUGUGGAGAUUCUUGGUGCGGUUGAGGAAACUGUAGCAGAGUACCAGGAAGAGAAUGAUCUGUUACGGAGACUGCUGCGGAGGACACCAGAGAUAAAACUACGUAGAAUAGACUCCCUGCAGCUUUUUGUCUCUGAAGAGGAGGUUCCCCCUGAGCAGCAGCACUGUGAGCAGGACUGGAGCCCCAGUCUGGGGCAGGAGGACCCAGAGACCACACAGAUUAAAGAGGAACAGGAGGAAGUCAGGACCAGUCAGGAGGAAGAGCAGCUUCAAGGGCUCUUUGAUACCAAAGACUCCAUAUUGACUACUUCUUGUGUGAAAAGUGAAUGUGAUCUGGAGGACCCACUUCAGUCCUUGACUCUUCCCCAAACCCAGACUGUGGAGAACAGAGAGAGAGACUUUAAACCAGUGGAUCUCAAACCUUUUGUCACUGUGACCAACCUAAAGGGUCUCUACAUUCCCUGUGACCAUUCAGAUAAUCAAAACAAUGCCUCCAGCCACAGCUCAGCUGUAAGCAGUGACACAGUAGGACUUGACAGCAGCCCACCAUUGGAUCCCAGUCCACUAUUGGAGAAACACUGUUCCAAUCCCAGCACUACAGCUAGAAAAAUUCACUACUGCUGUGACUGUGGAGAAACGUUUGCUCUGAAAGCUGACCUGCAGAGACAUGUGACUCUCUUCAGUAAGAUACCCAGUGAAUGUAGUUCCUGCCAAAAACGCUACAACUCCACCUGUAAACUGAAGGCCCAUGUCCGACUCUGUCACGGUGGGAAACCCUGCACUGUUUGUGGAAAGACCUUCAAACACAAAGGAGUUCUGUCCAGGCACAUGAGGAUUCACACAGGAGAGAAACCAUUUAUCUGUGGUGACUGUGGGAAAAGCUUCAAUCGCACGGAUUUCCUAAACAGGCAUAAACUGACUCACACAGGAGAGAAACCAUUUAGCUGUGGUGACUGUGGGAGAAGCUUCAGUCGGAAGGAGACCUUAACUAUGCACAAACUGACUCACAGCAGAGAGAAACCAUAUAGCUGUGAUGACUGUGGGAUAAGCUUCAAUCGGAAGGUGAGCCUAAAUGAACAUAAACUGAAGGGGCACCUAACUGAACAUCAACUGACUCACACAGGAGAGAAACCAUUUAGCUGUGGUGACUGCGGGAAGAGCUUUAUUCAGAAGGGGGACCUAAGGAGACAUAUGCUGAUUCACACAGGAGAGAAACCAUUUAGCUGCGGUGACUGCGGGAAGAGCUUUAUUCAGAAGAGGGACCUAAGGAGACAUAUACUGAUUCACACAGGAGAGAAACCAUUUAGCUGUGGUGACUGUGGGAAAAGCUUCAAUCGCAAGCAGACCUUAACUACGCACAAACUGACUCACACCAGAGAGAAAUCAUGUAGCUGUUGGGACUGCGGGAAAAGCUUCAAUCGGAAACAACAUGGCUGCUCAGUCUGAUAAACUAUUAAUUCAGAAGACUAAUCUGCUGACGUGAAAAACAUCCACAAAGAAAGUAAAUGAGGACACAGAGAGGGGACUAAGAGAGUAUUGAGAUGCACCUGUGGACCAACUCUAACUGGUCCUCCUGAUCCUGCUCAGUCCAAUGUCACAGUAAUGAUAUAAUGGGGCUGUUGUCUGAACCUGACAGGUAAUGUUGCUACUCUUUGUGUAUGAAAUGGACAAUCUGCAGUUCAGACAACCACCACUUUUUAGGUGAACAACUGAGGGAUGGGGUUGGAGAGUUGUGAACAUUCAAUGUCGUAGUCAGAUAUGGAUACAAGAUGUCCAGAUGUAAUGUAGGAUUCCCAAUAGGUGGCCCGUUGGGUGAUUUUAUUUGGCCCCAAGUUUUCUGAGCAAAACAAGAUAAUCUAUAGAAUAUUUGUAUUCGUUUUUUAUUCAUUGUUGGACAUUUUAAAAAUGUAUUUAGGGAAUAUGUUCCCAAGUAUUCGCACAUGUAAAUAGAUUUACAGUAUCAGUCAAAAGUUUGGAUACACCUGCUCAUUCAAGGGUUUUUCUUUAUUUUUACUGUUUUCUACAUUGUAGAAUAACAGUGAAGACAAACUAUGAAAUAACACAUAUGGAGUCAUGUAUUAACCAGAUGUAUCCUAUCCGAAGAAAUUGUAGAAAACAUCUCCCUUAUAUAAUCAAUGUGAGCAUUACAUAACCAGGGGGGUAGUGAUUGGAUAAGGGGGAUGUUUUGUAACCAGGGGGGUAGUGAUUGGAUAAGGGGAUGUAACCAGGGGAGUAGUGAUUGGAUAAGGGGGAUGUUUUGUAACCAGGGGAGUAGUGAUUGGAUAAGGGGGAUGUUUUGUAACUAGGGGAGUAGUGAUUGGAUAAGGGGGAUGUUUUGUAACUAGGGGAGUAGUGAUUGGAUAAGGGGGAUGUUUUGUAACUAGGGGAGUAGUGAUUGGAUAAGGGGAUGUAACCAGGGGAGUAGUGAUUGGAUAAGGGGAUGUAACCAGGGGAGUAGUGAUUGGAUAAGGGGGUAUUCCUGUAUUGUGUGAAUCAGAUUUAACUGGUUUAUGGAGGAGUUUACAAGUGAGGCUGGACUGUAUAUAAGUCAUUGUUGGCAAGUUAUUUUUCUUUGUCUGCAGACGGCCUGUUUUUAGAACCUCUCUCUCUCCGGGGCCUUUUUGCUAAAUAUUCUACUGCUGUAUUUUGUUAACUUUUUAUGUAUUCUAAGACAUCAGUUAGAGGUAAGCAUCUGCUUUUUAUCCACACGUGCAGGUUCAUAUAAUUAGUAUUUUUCUUUAGGAGGAACAGGAUUGUGUUUCCUGGAGGUGGAGAGCUGGAGAAUCCAUAGGAUGAGUAGACUGAUUAUAAAGGGCUUUGCUUGAAUAAAUAUUGGCUGUGCAUUUCCUCUGGAGGGGCCACCGACCCAAAUAGA